Molecule: messenger RNA, 3206 nt
Organism: Podarcis muralis (Common wall lizard)
Lineage: Eukaryota; Metazoa; Chordata; Lepidosauria; Squamata; Lacertidae
Gene: CCPG1
Product: cell cycle progression 1
Cellular component (GO): membrane
Source: RefSeq, a predicted model, not a curated record
CCGCGGGAAUGCGCAGGCGCCAGUGCUCGCCUCCGCCUUUCCGGCUGCUUGUUUGUUGUUCUGGCGAAGGAAGGAGGCGGCGGCGACGGCGGCGGCGGCUGUGACAGCAGCAGCAGCAGCGGGAGCAGCCCGGCCCGAGCGCGCCUCACCUUCCCCGGCCUCUGCCUCCCCUGAGCUCCUCGCCCUCAGGGGUCCGGGCUCGCUCAGCAUCUGUCAAAAUGUCUGAAAACUCCAGUGACAGUGAUUCAUCUUGUGGCUGGACGGUCAUCAAUCAUGAGGGCUCUGAUGUUGAGGCUGUGGCAUCUGAAUAUGAAGCUUUAAGUGGUCAUGUGGAGCCGGCCUUGGAUGAAUCUCUAUCUCUCGCACAAGGUGGUGAUGGGCAAGAGCAGCCCAUCGACAUGCAAGCUGAAUUUGGCCAAGGUGAUGUGUCAUCCAUGAUAGUUCAAAGUCAUUCUACCUCAGAGGCCACCAAGCCAGUUCCGGAGGAUGAAAAAGAGAAAGUGACAGAUGAAAGCUCCUGCGUGGGGGCAAUUAGCGAUGACUCUGACAUUGUGACACUCGAGACGCCGAAAGUAGAAGAAAUUGGAAGCCCAGAAGAAGCUGAAUCUGUGCCUGUUGAUGAGGCCGUUCCUGCCCCUGAAGAUUUUAACAUGGGCUCCUCUUCAAGCAGCCAGUACACCUUCUGCCAGCCAGAAACAGUCUUUCUGCCUCGUCCCAGUGGCGAAGAAUCAAGCAGCGACGAAACCAGCAAUCGUUCCAGCCCCACCCUGAGGCGACGACGGGCGAAGAAGAAGUUGGUCUCAAGUUCUGAAUCAGAGGAUGUGCCACCUCUCGAACAGGAGACUGAACAGGCCAAAGAGCAUUCGCACGAACGUCAGUUCAGUAGUGGCCUUAAUAGGUGCAUUAUCCUGGCAUUGGUGAUUGCAGUCAGCAUGGGCUUCGGGCAUUUUUAUGGUACUGUUCAGAUCCAAAAACGCCAGCAAUUGGUUGAGAAAACUCAUGAAGACGAACUGAAUGGUAUAAAGGAUAAUCUUAUUCAGUGCCAACAAGAACAAGGCAUGAAAGCAGAAUGUAAGUCUCUAAAGGAAGGCCUUGAAACAUGCUUGCAUACAACAGAAGUGGAAAAGAAAUCCUUUGAAUCUCAGAAGCAUCACCUUGCUUCAGAAAACCAGCACCUGAGAGAAUCUCUAGAGAGGGAGGAAAAAGCUUUGGCAUUGCUGCAAGAAGAACUGAGGAAGCUGAGAGAGCAGAUUCGGCACCUGGAGAACAAAGGUUCUGGCCCAGAGUUGGUUGCCACCGAGAAUCAGAAGCUGAAAGCCCACCUGGAAGAGGAAAGGCACCGCAUGCAGAGUUUUGUGAAGCAAAAGGAGACUCUGUUGGCAGAGGCCCAGAUGCUGCGAAGGGAACUGGACAAAGAGCGGCAGCUGACGGUGGCUCUCAGGGAAGAACUGGACAAGUUAAGUUCUCAGCAGGCGCCUCCUGAGGGGGCGGGUGCUGGCGAAGAGAGCCAAGAAAUAGAAGCUUUGCGGGGAAGGCUGACUGAGCUGGAGCAGAAGCUCAGCUUUGAGCAGCAGCGUUCUGACUUGUGGGAAAAGCUGUAUGUUGAAGUCAAGGACCACGCUGAGAAGAAAGAGCAGACCGAGAGGCCACAGAAGCCAGAUGGGAAAGGAACCAACAAAGCCAAAAAGAAGCCAAAAGGAACAUUUUUUGGUUCUGUGAAAGACACCUUUGACGCCAUGAAAAAUUCAACCAAGGAAUUUGUAAGGCAUCACAAAGAAAAAAUUAAACAGGCCAAAGAAGCCGUGAAAGAGAACUUGAGGAAAUUCUCCGAUUCUGUGAAGUCCACCUUCAGGCACUUUAAGGACACAACAAAGAAUAUAUUUGAUGAGAAGGAGAAGAAAAAGUACAGUGACAGCAGGCAUGAGGCGAACAGAAAAGGGAAAACAGGCAGCUCCCAGGAAGGGUUACACAAGCAGGCGGCCCACCGCUCACCUGGCAGCCAGAGAGAGUUUAGAGAUGGAAAGCGAUCCAAAGAGAGCCGCUCCCCUCCGCACUUCUCCAAGGACCCUCCCUUCCAGGAAUGCCCCAAAGGUAACAGAAAGCACCGCCCUCUUGUUCUCAAGGGAUGUUCAGGCAUCUUUGACUGUGCCCACCAGGAGUUUUUAAACCUCUUCGACAAAGACUUGGACCCGAUUCGGGCAGAUGAAUUUAAUCAAUUAAUGCACAAAUAUUUGCAGCAAGAAGUAAAGAACUUCCACCACUGGCGAGAACUGGAGAUCUUUGUGAAUAGGUUUUUCCGUAAUGGCGUCUUUAUACAUGAUCAGAUGCUGUUCACGGACUUUGUUAAUGACGUUAAGGAUUACCUUGAAGACAUAAAAGAAUACCAGAGGAACAGGGAUGGUGUAUUUGAAGACCUGGAUAAAUAUAUCUACCGAUACUACUUUCAUUAUGAUCACUUGCCUCAGCACGGACCAAGCCACCCUGCUAGGCGGGCUCCUUUCACGCACCCUCAUAGUCCACAGCAGGACAGACAUGCUGCAAAGCACCAGCAUCGCUACAAAAGAGAAGGCCGGUGGCACAAGCAAGGGCGCAGCAACGGAAGACACAUGGCAAAUUUGGAGAUCGAAUUGGGCCAGAUGCCCUUUGAUCCAAAGUAUUAAACAGCUGUUGUCCGAUGGAACCCAGCGGGAUGGUAAAAAUAGUGGACGAGUGGCUAUUUCUGCAGCUGGCUGAAUCAGCAGAGCAAUCGAGGGCACGUUUCCCCUUUCCUAAUGACACUCCCUCUCCCCUGCAAAGAUCAGCCCAGAUUCUCCAUCUUUCUCCUUUCCUUUCAGCCUUCUUGGGAAACAUUAAUUUGGGUGCAGUCCUAAUAUUGCAAUAAAUUAAGCAGGGUAAGCAGUAGCUUGUGUGUGUUUGCAAAAUAAGCUUCUUUGCACUGGUUGGUACUAGAAUUCAUACUGGUUGGUACUAGAAUUCAUACUUGAUUCAGACUUAAUGUUAGAGUAAUAUUAUGAUGUACUAAUUUCAUCUCAUACUGUUCAGAAGCAUGUCUGUUUUACAACUGUCUAUUUGUUCUUGUGAUGGGGUUGGAACCUGUCGACUUCAUGUGUGUGCUAUUUUCCGAUCAGCUUGCUGACUUGCAUUUGAAAUUUCUUGUGCAUCUGCAGAUUGUAGAAGAAAAAUAAAGAUGUGGUUGGAAAAAGUUA